AUGUCUGUGCUCACUACCGUAUCCCCUAUUGACGCUGUCGCCAACUUCACCACCCCCGAGGCCACUCGGGAGCAGGCAAACGCCACCAUUGAGAAGGCCAACAAGGCCCAGAAGACCUGGAAACAGACGUCCCUCGAAGACCGAAUCAAGAUCGUCACCAAGGCCUACGAGCACCUAACCUCGGAGCCCGGCGUCGACACCCUUGCCAAGGAGCUCACCGAGCAGAUGGGGCGGCCAAUUGCAUACACCAAGGGCGAGAUCACCACUGCUGCUGCCCGUGCAAAGUUUCUGAUCUCGGUCGCGCCCGAGGCCCUGGCCCCCUCCCGAGAAGGGGCAGAUGGCCUGGUGGAUGGCUUCAAGAAAUACAUCACACACGAGCCUCUGGGAACCAUCCUCAUUAUCUUCCCCUGGAACUACCCCUACCUGUGUCUCACCAACGCUCUGGUUCCCUCUCUUCUGGCAGGUAACGCAGUCAUUAUCAAACCCAGCCCACAGACCCCCAAGGUUGCGGACGCCUUCUACAAGGCCUUCCAGGAGGCCGAUCUGCCCGAGGGCAUCCUCCAGGUCCUGCACUCUGGCGACAACGAUCUCAUCUCCGACGUCAUUGCCAACCCUGGUAUCCACGGUGUCUCCUUCACUGGAUCAGUGGCUGGAGGUCUGGCUGUUCAGAAGGCUGCAGCUGGUCGAACCAUUCCCGUGGCUCUCGAGCUCGGCGGUAACGACGCUGCCUACGUCAGACCCGACGUUGAUGUCGAUGCUGUGGCCGAGGAUAUUGUCGACGGCUGCGUCUUCAACUCCGGCCAGUCCUGCUGCUCCAUUGAGCGAGUCUAUGUCCACGCCGACAUCUACGACCAGUUUGAGAAGGCCGUGGUCAAGGUCCUGUCCGGCUACAAGGUCGGCGAUCCUCUCGACAAGUCGACGCAGCUGGGUCCUGUAGUCUCCAUCAAGUCUAAGGAGAACGUGGAGGCCCAAAUCAAGGACGCUUUGACCAAGGGCGGAAAGGCUCUGAUUCCUGAGGGAACCUUUGUCACCGAAGACAAGGCCUUCGUGGCUCCUCAGAUUCUGGUGGGCAUGUCUCAUGACGCCGAAGUGCUUGUGGAGGAGACCUUUGGACCUCUGGUGCCUCUGUACAAGGUCCAGUCUGACCAGGAGGCCAUCGAUCUCAUCAAUGACUCCAAAUACGGCCUGACCUCCUCUGUGUGGACCAAGGAUCUCGUUGUGGGCGAGGCUCUGGGUAACGAGAUUGAGGCCGGCACCGUGUUUGUGAACCGAGCCGACUAUCCCGAUCCCACUCUGGCCUGGACCGGAUGGAAAAACUCCGGACGAGGCGUCAGCUUGUCGCGAUUCGGGUUUGCUGGAUUCACCAAGCUCAAGUCUCAUCAUAUCAAGGCUACCAACUAG
Messenger RNA from Yarrowia lipolytica CLIB122, 1401 nucleotides. RefSeq lists its product as uncharacterized. The record is from RefSeq and is a predicted model, not a curated record. Gene Ontology annotation, molecular function: oxidoreductase activity, acting on the aldehyde or oxo group of donors, NAD or NADP as acceptor. Lineage: Eukaryota; Fungi; Ascomycota; Dipodascomycetes; Dipodascales.